Asterias rubens (European starfish) is the source of this 9342-nucleotide messenger RNA. RefSeq lists its product as uncharacterized. Gene Ontology annotation, biological process: detection of mechanical stimulus. NCBI's taxonomy places the organism in Eukaryota, Metazoa, Echinodermata, Asteroidea, Forcipulatida, Asteriidae. Gene Ontology annotation, molecular function: protein binding; calcium channel activity; calcium ion binding. The record is from RefSeq and is a predicted model, not a curated record. The coding region runs from base 1 to 9156 and encodes 3051 amino acids. Gene Ontology annotation, cellular component: membrane. The transcript has 43 exons.
AUGGGUCUGGAGGUAUCCACUCAAUAUGCAGCCACAUUGGAUGGAUGCUACCUGAUCACUAAGGACAGUCGUACAUUCUUGAAUUCAGCCGGCAAUUAUGAUCCCAGCUUGUUGGAUCAUGACACCUGUGCCAGAGCCUGUGGCAAUCAGGACUAUGCAUUUGCUGCAUUACAAGUUGGUCAACACUGUCUCUGCACCGACUCCACCCCAGACUCGGCAGCCAAACAAAUUGGUGAAACACUGUGCAACACACCCUGCACAGGCGACAGCGCGCAAGACUGCGGCAGCGCUGAUUACAUACUCGUCUACAGCGUCAGUGCGACCAUCGCCUCGGUUCAGCUGGACGCCACCACGGUUUACACUGUCGGUAACAAAGCACCGGUCAAUGUGGCGCAAGUGGAAGGAACAGACUUGAAGUAUUCCUACGACUUUGGUGAUGGGAGUGCACUGUCCAGUGAUAACAAUCAUGUGUACACUACGCUUGGGGAUUAUAUUGUAUCGGUGACAGUACAAAAUGAUAAAUAUGUUGCAUUUGACUCCAUUCCGGUUCAAGUGGACGUUGCCGUAGCUGGUGUCACAGUCAUCUGUCCGUUUGCUGCAGGAGUGGCGUCUGACUUUGACUGCGUAGUGGAAGUCCUUCAUGGAAACAAUCCAAAGAUGACACCAAAGUUUGACGCCUCGCCAGAUUUAGUGGCAGGAAAUGAAACCAAUGUUGGAGUUCCGACUUACUUCUCCAUGGGAUAUGUUUCACAGGAUCCCACCUUAACAUCACCAGCAAGUAGCGAGAUCCAGACAUCUACGUCCCCUUUCGUCUGGGUCAUCCCCGGGGCUGAGACGCUGGAGACAUCUCAGCUAGUUUCUAUCGAAGCAUUCAUCAGCGAGGUUGGAGAUGGAACUCUAAAUUUUGUGAUUUACAACCCGGUAUGCGUAUCGCCAAGCAACACCUACUGCCCGACGGACAACGUGUGUCGAGUAAUAUGCGACUUUGACUGGACCAUGCGCUCACGCCGUACGCAGGAAACCUGCAGUGGGUUGGAAUACUACUGCUUGACGGGUACCAGCUGUAGUACCAGUGGUACAUGCCCCGCAGAGUCUGCACGCUAUGUGACGGAUACCACUGACAAUCCCAGGGCCGAGUACGAGGUUGUUCAGGUCAUACCAGUCACUGGUCUCACAUCUGGACACUACUUUCACGACCUCACAAACUCACCAAUCAAAAUGAGCAUCGGCUACGUCCUAGGCUUCGAAACGAAAACUGGCGGAGCUCAGAUAGCCCACGAGGCCAGCCUAUCCGGAAGCCCAGUAGAGUUCCAGCUCACCGGCUCCAGUGCCUCAGUUGGUAGUACAUUGACGAUGCCAAGCCCCGGGUUUCAUAUCCGUCACCAUGUCCGCGGGACGACGGUCGACCCCGCAAAGGUAUGGAUCCAGCACGCAUUCCCUGUGGCCGGAACCUACAAAGUGGAAGCGUUUGUUUACACUGAAACCGGGCCAGAAGUUGCUAACUCAGAUAAUAUUCUGGUUCAGGAGAUCGUGGAAGGUCUGCAAGUGGAGGUGGACAAUGCUGUACUUCGGCUAGAAGAAACUGUCACAGUAUCGGUUCGGAUCACUGGAGGCGUAGGGGUGAAUUAUACUUGGAACUGGGGAGACGAUAGCCCAGAAGAGGUCACUGUCCGACAAGCCGCAACAUACGAAGACGCCGACAUCAACACGCACGUCUACACCGACAGGGAUGGACCAAUCACGAUCACCGUUUUAGCCAUGAACUUUGCCAACAACGAGACGGCGACCGCAGAGGUCAAUGUUCAGUACCCCAUCCACAGAGACCACUUUGUCAUCUCAUCCAACUCACCGCAACCACACGAACCUGGAAGAGAUAAUUUCAUGAACUUCACGGUGACGAUCAAUCUGCCGGCCAAUGAGAACCUCGGCACAGGGGCUUUCUUUGCCGUCAGUACCAACUACUUUGAGAACAGUACCAUUCAUUUCAUCAGUGUUACCAACGAUAAUGCAAUUGAGUCAUUCCCUCAUAAAAUACGCUUCAGUGGCACUUACAUCGCUAGAGUCAACAUCAGCAAUAAGAUAUCAUCGGAAGUGUAUGAGUUUGAGGUGAUGAUGAUUGAGCCUAUAGCCGGGUUGUAUCUAGAGCCGAUGUACAAGCCUCCAUUACCACUAGACGGUGUGGAACAAGUUGGAUUCGGACCCGCCCGAAACACGUUUCCUCUGAACUCUGAUGUUGUAUUUGUUCCGAGGGUUGCAACUGGAACGAAUAUGGUGUUCACUUUGACCUACGAUGAUGGCUCCCCCAACGAAGCCUCCUCAGAACUGAAGAUACCCCACAGAUACAGUGCAACGGGAUCAUACAUCGUUCGAGUUAAUGCUACGAAUGCCUUAGGGGGCCUGAAGACUUCCAUCGCAAACAUCAUUCUGCAUGAAAACAUUGACGGCAUCGAGGCGACCAUGUUAGCCACCGCAAAGACUAAUUUCACUAAGCCGUUGAGCGUCAAAGUCGGUCAGUUGGGAACGGAUUCUUGUCUGAUGGUAAACUACGGCGAUGGUGCCGUUGAUCUAUUCGGCAACCUCGCCAUGUGUCAGACACGCUACGCAACAACAGCAGUGUCGCUACCCCCGAUUGGAGCAGACAUGAUCUUGUACCAUGAGUACGACCCCGGCAACUACAAACUCUCGACGUUUGGAUUCAACUUGGUGUCCGAUUCCAAAGGUGACAUUUUCUUCGCUGUGUCGUACGCAUCGUGUGACGCCCCGCGGCUCCAUAUAAGAGACGGUCACCCGGACUUCCGUGGACCCGGCAUUGUGCGGUUGAACGCAUACACUCAGGUGCAAGGGGUGACCACGGUGAAUUGCACAACAGUCAGCAACACUAAGGAAUGGACAAUGGAGGAGAUUGACCCCAUGAGUGGGAAAACGAUUGUCGGGAGCUCGAAGAUGCUAACGGGACGCCCCGUAGGGGACCCCUACUAUCUACCCGAUCAAAACACAGCAGAGAUAAACAUCCCACCGUACUUUCUCGACGUCGGCUUGUGGAAGUUCAGAUAUACAGUCCGGAUGAUCACAGCCGGCAUGGUGAACUUUACAGCUUUCGUGGAUGAGUAUAUCGAAGUACGAUCGUCCCCGUUACAGGUCCAAAUCAUAGAGGGACAGACGACAUCCAAAGUCGUAGGCUUCAGAAAGACGUUCUUGCUGAGACCUGGAGAGCUGUCACGUGACCCAGACCUCCCUAACGCUGAUGACGAUCAGGGCUUUGACAAUAUUGAGUACUUUUGUAAGCGAGUCCACGAGCCAUGGAAAUUGAAUGACAACAGACAGAUACAAAGAAGUCCCAAUAUAUCCUUCACACCAGUUCCUGGUUCUCUGGACGAAGGUGGAUGCUUCGGAACAGGUAAUGGACUGCUUGACUACAGAGGCAAGAUUCUGGAGUUUGACACAGAACACUGCCUGCCGAAUAUGACCUUUGAACUAAUGGUUUUUGUCACUAAGGGGUCAAGGGUCAGCAAUGCCUCCAUUUGGUUCACCGUGAAAAUUGGAGAUCCACCGCAGCCUACUAUUAGCUGUAGCGGAGGAACCCUGUUCCAGCAGGCCUACUCCUCGUAUGUAGUCAACCCCACCGAUGAUUUUAGGCUCAAGGCUGGUUGCGAAGGGAACUGUUAUGAUACAAGCUAUGAAUGGCAGAUGGAGUUCUUCAAUUCCAAUAACUCUCUCUCUACGCUUACCGGCUGGCAGGACUACGCAACUGGCGAAUUGACCAAUUCUCUGUUUAUAAAUAAAGACGUCUUCAAAAUCCGGGAAGAUAUACGAAUUUACAUAUUCACUCUUCUUCUGACAAGCUACGGCCAGCAAGGCAAGGCCCACAUGAUGAUCGCAUUGAACGAGCCUCCCCGGGACGGCACGUGCACAAUCUCGCCGACGGAUACAACUGAUGUUGAGUUAGUGAGUAUCGACUGUGUCGGCUGGGAAGACUCACAGGGUAUCAGUAGCUACGAGUUCUACAUUGUUGUUCAAGGCAACACGGCCAACAAGGUUGUAGACUUUGGUGCUCAUGGUAAAACCAAAUUCCACUCUCCAGUCGGGAUGAGCGAUGAGGACUACAUGGUGGAGUUUCAAGUUCAGAUUUAUGACAGUCUCGGGGCAACAACUAUCUAUCCAAUUGGUAAAAUCAAGGUACGGCCCGAAGCAACAAAUGGUACAAAUACCUUAUCGGGUGAUUACGUGGAAAAAACAACCAACUACUUUUCUGCACUGGCAGCGGAGGGAAACUCGCGAGCCAUAAAUAAUGAGCUUCUUACUGAGUCGUCGAAGCUCAAUGAGCUACGAGCAGUGGAUGCGCAUAGACUGAAUGGUACUAAUGCCACUGCAACAGAGGAUCCCACAGAAUUCACAGAUGAAGAUCACCAGCGAGGUAGGACCCAAAGAGCUUAUAUAAGACUUCAGAUGGCUGAGUUGGUCAUUCACACAAGCAUGGACUCGCUCUUUGAUGUCCUGAAUUGCGCAUCGGCUAUCACUGUACUGACAGAGGCUUACGAUGAAUUAUCCCACGGAACCCUGGAAAAGUUGGCAACGCUUGGGGAAAUCAUGGUGAAGACCUUGAGAUUAUUGGCACCAGGAGCUGAUCAGAAAACUAUCUCAAAAGUUGCGAAAACUUGUUUUGAGGUGUUCGUUAAUCUACUCUCUGGCUCAGCCACCACAAUUGAUGAUCCCAUAUCUGUUCUGGACAAGUUGGAAGUAGAAAAUGCCACGGCAGAUUACACUGAGUUGAACCGACGCAUUGCAGAGUCAUCAAGUGUUACAGAGAGUGUCACAACAACAGAAUCUCCUGAUGUUGAAGUUUCGCCGGAAAAAAAAGAAAAGGCAAGACAGCUCGUCGCUAGAGUAGAACUUUUAGUUGAAGAAGUAUCGAAUAUCUUAAAGGAAAACAAGCUUCCUGGAGAGCCAGCGAGUACAAUUCUUACAAAACAGGGAACCACGACACUCAAAAAAGCAAAAGCUGGUGAUUUAAAGAAUUCGUCAGUGAAGGAGGGAGAUGGAGAAAUUGUGGUACCAGACUUUUGCGCAAUCACAGAAGGGGAAUGCGAAGAUGAAACCAUCAUUGAUGUCCAGAGUAGCUCAAGAAAACUCAACUCCUUCAACUACAUGUCAAGCAGUGAACGAGUCUCAAAAAGCUCAAACGUCAUGUCGCUGAAAUACUUUAAAGACGAUGGAGGUGAAAUUCCCAUUGACAAUUCAAGGCAAGAGUUUGAGCUGUAUAUCCCGCGACCGGACUCCGAAACUCCUCAGUGUACUAACUAUGAACAGAACUUCAACACAACUAGCCAAACAGGCAUGUCACUGCACACAAUUCAGGUACCAUAUGAUCAGACAACGGUGACACUGGAAGUUAUUCCAGACUUCUUCAACACCACACAGUAUGCAUUGCUGGUUAGGUACAAACACCCUCCAAAAUGGAACGAAACGGACCAUAAGUGGAUUGUUCCAUACAACAUCAGUCUGGGAACCAGUCCAGAUGCGUAUUCGAUUCAUCUGAACCAAUCGUACAUCGGUAACAACACCGGCACGUACUACCUCGGCGUGAUCGAGAUCCCCCAGGAGCCUCAGAGGGACAACCCUCUGGUCCUGUUUGAUGAUAACCUCACUCCCGAAGAGCUCAUGCACGACAUUCUGAAGUUGCGCAGGGUGGCAAACUUCAGCAGUAACUAUACACUCUGUGUUUACGUUUCGGGUUGUGUGUACUUCAACAAUGAUACGCAAGAGUGGACGACGGAUGGAGUUAGGAUUGGGCCUAAAUCAACAAAAGACAUGACCCAGUGUUUCAGCACCCAUCUGACCGACUUUGCCAGUACUUGGAUAGUUCCCCCCGCUCCGCUAGACUUUCAGUUCAUCUUUAACAACGCUGGUUUCUUGGACAACCUGACCAUAUAUAUUACCACUAUUGCUGUGUACGUUCUUUUCUUCUUCAUCUUCAUCUGGUCUCGGAGAAAAGACAAGAAGGAUUGCAUCAUGCAAGGACUGACUCCUAUGCCGGAUAACAAAUCCAAUCAUAAAUACCUGUAUGAGAUUGCUGUAAUGACCGGACAAUGGAAGGACUCUGGCACUGAUUCUAAGGUAAAUUUCAUACUCUCCGGUGAGGACGACGAAACGGAAGUGAGGGUGUUGGAGGAUGACCAACGUCCCAUCUUGCGCCGAGGCUGCGUGGAUAGAUUUGUCAUGGCUGUGCCUAGACCUCUAGGAACCCUGAACUACAUGCGAUUAUGGCAUGACAACUCCGGUAAAGGAUCCAUGCAGAGUUGGUACGUCCAGUACAUCGCGGUGCGAGAUCUACAGACCAGAGAGAGGUUCUACUUCAUAACCAAUCGAUGGUUCUCAUUGGUGGAGGACGAUGGACAGGUGGACCGACUGAUUCCAGUGGCCGGCAAGGAACAAAUGCAAGGCUUCAGUCAUCUGUUCUCCAGCCACACCCGUAAGAACCUGAGUGAUGGCCAUCUUUGGUUCUCCAUUUUCCUUCGCCCUGUCGGGAGUCGUUUCACGAGGGUACAGCGCACGGCCUGCUGCAUGAUGGCGCUGUGGUUAGAGAUGCUGGUCAACAUCAUGUUUUAUGACUUCACACCGUCAAGCGCGUCUGCCGGUGCCCUCAACCUUGGCCCGUUCAGACUCUCAACAACGCAGAUCAGCAUCGGGUUGCAGUCCAGCUUGAUCGUUUUCCCCAUCACACUCCUGGUAGUCCAGGUUUUCCGCAAAGCACGAGCUCGGACUAAGACAAAAUCCCACCGACAGAUCAUCAAAGAACAGCAAAAGGCAAAGCAGCAGAAAUACAGGGUAGAAAAAGAAGACACGAUCUCUCAGAGUCAUGUGAUCAUGGAGAGCAAAGCGACCAAUCAGGAGGACAACAUCAGCACUCGCUCGGAAGCCAACCUCCUGGACAACCAAGUGAACAGCGGCACCCACAACCUCACACUCAACACCAUGGCUUCCCAGCCGUCGCAGAAGGCGCGCAAAAAGAAGAAGUGCGCCCUUCCCUGGUGGUCGAUCAUCAUCGGUUGGAUCAUCUGUAUCUUAUCCAUUGCCACGGCGACCACAUUCGUGAUCUUUUACAGUCUCGAAAUGCAGGAUGAGAAGUGCAAGGAGUGGCUGUCUUCGCUCGUUAUAACAUUCAUCACAGGGAUUAUGUGCACACAGCCCAUAAAGAUUCUACUGGUGGCCAUCUUCAUCUCUCUGAUCAUUAAGAGUCCCAACGUGGACGAGGAGGGAGGGGAGGAGGAAGAAGAAGAGGAAGAUUGCCAUCUUGGAAAAGACGAGAUGUGGCUGCAUGAUCUCUCUUCGCCAUUGCAGCGUAACAGCAGCUACAAACCUCCGAACUGCGCCGACCUCGAACGCCUUCGUGAGCAACGGAUUAAAGAGCUGAAGAUGUACAACAUCAUCCGAGAAAUCUGCUUCUACAUCGUCUUCCUGUGGACCCUCAUGGUGGUCAGCUACAGUAAUGUUGACCCAUUGGCGUUCUUCAUGAAGGACCAAUACACCAAGGUGUUAAACAACGCUGAUGGCCUCAACUCAUUUGAUAAGGUGAGCGGAGUGAAACGCUUCUGGCAAUGGGUGGAUACCGGUAUGUUGCCGAACCUCUACGCAGGCAAGAUGUACAACGGUCAGGUGGACCCACAGCAAGAGGGCUACUUUGGGGAUCGGCAAUCCUUCAUCUUAGGCAAGGUGGUGAUGCGUCAGGUUCGAGUCAAACCAGGUCUCUGUGAUGUUCAUAAAAGUUUUGACGGUCUGAUCAACGAGUGCAACGAGGGAUACAGCGUCUGGAAUGAGGACACCCGCCAUUACGGAAAGGGAUGGACAGAGGUCAACUAUACUCUGAACCCCUGGAAAAUAGCUGAGAAUUAUCGCUACGCUGACGCAGAGGAACUUAAUGGCUACCCAUUCUUAGGUCGUCACUCGUUGUACUUGGGAGGCGGUUAUGUCAUUGUGAUUGACGGCUCAGAGGACCACAUGCGUAAUAUUUUCCGGCGGCUCUAUGAGGAGACCUGGAUAGACAAGUACACCCGAGCCGUCUUCUUGGAGUUCUCUUGCUACAACCCAGCGGUGAAUCUCUUCGGGGUGGCCGAAUUCGUCGUGGAGUUCCUGACAACGGGGGCUGCAGAGCCAAUGCAAAGGGUGGACAUCAUACGGCUACUGACCUACUCCCAGGGGUUCGGACUCGUCCGGAUCAUCUGCGAGGUCACCUUCUUCUGUUUCAUCGCUUUCUUCAUCAUCAAGGAGAUCAGAAACGCACGACGAGAGAAAAGACUCUACCUCAAAGAUUUCUGGAACUGGACGGAGUGCGGAAUAAUCGUGUUCUCCAUCGCGGCCGCUGUGGUGUACUUCUAUCGGAUGUACAUCACCAGCACAAUACUAGAGCAGUUGAAGGACGGCGGGUAUCGCUAUAUCAAGCUGCAGUACGUCGCCUACUGGAACGCCCUUCUGGGAUAUAUGCUGGGCUUCAUCUUGUUCCUGUCCACAUUGAAGUUUCUGAAGCUGUUGAGGUUCAAUCGACGGAUUGGGGUGCUCUCGAGUACCAUCCAGAAUUGCUCCUCAGAUCUCAUGUACUUCGGUAUCAUGUUCGGCAUUGUGUUCUUUGCAUUCGCCAUCGCAUUCUACCUGAUUUUCAACAAAACUAUGUAUGAUUUUUCCGACUUCAUCUUCACCUGUGAAAACCUCUCCUCAGCCAUCUUGGGCAAGUUCAAGUUUGAGGAGUUGGUGAUGGCCAAUCCGCUACUUGGACCCAUUUUCUUCUUCCUCUUCAUGGGGUCAAUGACCUAUAUUCUGAUCAACAUGUUCUUGACGAUCGUCAACGAAGCAUUCAAGGUUGUUAAUAAUGACAUCUCCAAGCAGUCCAACGAGUUUGAGAUGGUGGACUUCAUGAUGAAACGUCUUAAGCUCUGGACUGGAAUCGGGAAGGCACCGACCACGGGGAACGGCAAGAACCAAGAGGGCGACCAAGGCCCCGAGAAGGAGCAAGACAUCGUGGACGAAUUCCCGGAGAAAGUUGACCAGCUUCUCAACUCCAUCGCCAAGAUCUACUUCAAUCACAAGAGCUUUGACGACGUCAUCCGAGGGAUGGGACACGACAAGAAGAAGAAGAAGAAGGGGAAGAAGACCAUCUCGGUGUAAAGAAGAUCUCAUGAUUGUUGGGGAGUUUCUAUUGCCUUUGAACUUCAAAUAAUCCUACUAAUUAAGUCUUGGGGGAAAGCAAUCAUAUUUACCUGAACACCAACCAUGCAUUCUGGCAAAUUUCAGGCCAGAUGCUUCACAGAGGCAAUGAAAGCGAUUGCCUCCGUUGCCCCUGGUUACUGCUUU